This is a messenger RNA of Strongylus vulgaris, 207 nucleotides long. Lineage: Eukaryota; Metazoa; Nematoda; Chromadorea; Rhabditida; Strongylidae. The record is from the annotation of a GenBank genome assembly.
CCGAACGUGAGAUUGUCAGGGACAUUAAGGAAAAACUGUGCUAUGUUGCACUUGAUUUCGAACAAGAACUCGCAGUUGCCAGUAGCUCAAGCUCAUUGGAGAAGAGCUAUGAGCUCCCUGAUGGACAGGUCAUCACUAUUGGAAACGAACGCUUCCGUUGCCCCGAGGUUCUCUUCCAACCCGCCUUUAUCGGAAUGGAAUCUUCCG